CAAGUAGGUUACAGAAAAAUCAACUCGCUUCGCUCUGGCCAACAAACUUCAAUAAGCAGAUUUAAUAUAAACAAAUUGAGGCGCAGCUCUUACACACCCAACGCUCAUCUACAAUGGAGUACAAACUGAUAACUGCCGAAUACUAUGAGCAGGUGAUUGAGCAUCUGCGCAAGAACUUCUUUGCGGAUGAGCCGCUCAAUCGGGCAGCGGGUCUGUGUCAACGCGGCGAUGGCAACCAUGAGCUGGAGCAUCAUAGCCUGAGCACGCUGGCGGAUCAGCUAAGCAUUAUGGCCAUAGAUACGCAGCAGGACAAGCAAAUUGCUGGCGUUAUACUCAACGGAGUGCUGCAUCCAGGCGAUACAGAGCAGGCGCUGCAGCAGCUACAGCAGAGCAGCGAUGAGAAUUACAAGACCAUAAUGCAGUUACUUUAUACGCAUAGCCUGAAGGCGAAUCUCUUUGAGCGCUAUCAGGUGCGGCGCAUCUUUGAUGUGCGCAUACUUUCGGUCGAUGCACGCUAUCGCGGCCAGGGCAUUGCCAAGGAGCUGGUGCGCCAAUCUGAGCAGCUGGCACGUCAAUGUGAAUAUUGCUUGCUCCGAGCCGAUGCCACUGGCAUAUUCUCGCAAAAGAUUUUACGCUCGCAGGGCUUUGAGACCUGCUCGGAGCAGCUGUAUGCCAAGUAUACAAAUGCCGAGGGCAAGAUUUUGCUACCUGUGGAGGCGCCACACAUCAAGCUGCAGCUGUUGACCAAAGUGCUGAGCUAUGAAUCGAAGCAGUAAAUAAUUACAAUUUUUUACAUACGGCAUAGUUUAUUUAUAUUGCUUUAAACACAUAUGUACGUUGUCUUUUAUUUAUAAUCAUAUUAUUUUGAAAUGGGGACCAGCUAUAAGCGCCAGCUUAUCGUUUACUUAAACAAUUGUUAAACUAAAGCACAAAAAUACAAAUACAAAUACAAAUACGCAAAAUACAAACGUGUUACAUAAAUUAAAUAAAA
Molecule: messenger RNA, 991 nt
Organism: Drosophila busckii
Lineage: Eukaryota; Metazoa; Arthropoda; Insecta; Diptera; Drosophilidae
Gene: AANATL7
Product: dopamine N-acetyltransferase
Exons: 2
Coding region: 114-776 (220 amino acids)
Molecular function (GO): N-acetyltransferase activity
Source: RefSeq, a predicted model, not a curated record